AAGAAGAGCUGCGCACACAAUGCACAGCACGGCUGACAAGGGUUGUGUCUGCCUCAUUUUCACCAUUAAUUCCCAGUUCCGUGGAAACUUGCGAAAGAGCAGCGGAGCCAUUCUGUAUUCCUCUCGCAAUAUGUGUGGAGUCCGAGCUCAGCGCGAUUGAGAGAUCGCUGAGCGGAAGCGGCGGUUCAACUUCUUCCAAAACAUUGGAUUAUAAGGAGGGCUUCAUGCAGAAGAAGACCAGCCCGACGGGGGCUCAAGUUCCGACACCCUGUAAAUCGAAAUCGAGGCUUUAAAAUUUGGGCCUCAGAGGUUUUUGUUGUUGCGAACGGAGAACGACGGGGGAGUUGUGUUUGAUAAGGCGAAAGAUUAAAGCUCUACGCUUGUUUCGCAGUUUAAAAUGUACAUAUGUAAUACUAGCCUUCCUUAAAAUCUGGGAGGUUCUUGCGGAAGGCUAACAGCUAGCUGCUGUGGUAGCGACGUUACGUCUUUCUUUUGAUGAAUUCAACCAUCACCAUCGGCCAUUAAAUCUUCAACAGGAGGAAUAUUUGCUCUUUUUGGCGGAUGGAUCUAAGUCCAGCUCUACAGCUCGACCUGUCAGUCUUUGGAGACAUUAUAAUAAUAUAGGCAUAUUAUUAGGUUCCGAGUAUAUAUAAUAUUGUAUCGCCUUAGCUAUGCUAUCCGAAACAGCUAAAAACCGAUUAACGAGUUCUAUUAGGCUUUGCUAUUUAUAGUUAGUUAGCUUGUUUAAUUAGUUACAUUCGUAUUCAUUAACUUUGUCUGUCAAUGUUAAACUUUGACAUUAAUGUUAAAUAUUAUUGGGAAUAGUAGGUUAUUGGCCUUGCUAGCCAGCUAAUCGUAUGUCAUUAUUGCUAAUAAAUUUGUCAGCGUGUACAGAAAAAAAAAAUCCAGAGAAAUUCGGAUUGGUUGCGAAAAGGAUUUCUGAUGAUGUUGCACUUUUAAAUUUGUAAUAUAUAAGCAAUCUGCUUUGGCCUGUCUGCCCCUUAUCUAGACUUGUCUUUUUUUGUUUACAUGCGUCUUGUUAGCUCAUAUUAGCCUCAGAGGAGACACUGUCAGCUAUGUCCUGACAUCUGCGUGACGUUCUGGAUGUUUGAUAUUCCUAUGUGGAUUUAAGUUUGUGUUCAUAUUUAGUGAAAUGACACUAAAAUUUCGCAAAAAGAAAGGCGCUGAUGCCAGCAGACUGCUGUCAGGGGACGGUAAAUAAUAGCCACUGGUUCCAUUAACGCCAUUUUAACAGGGGCUCCCUCUUAGGGCCUGUGUGUGGUGUGGUUGUUUUUCCCUUUUCCUUCUUUUAAAUUUACGGUUCGGUGCCUUCUGCCGGACCGGGACUGAAAUAAAGUGCCUUUGGUCCCAUUGGAGCUACAAAGGAAGGCGGCCUCCGACUAUGGAGGGUCCGAGCCGAAGCGCUGGAAUGAGAAAGAGCCGACGGUCCCGUUCGCAGCGCGACAGGGAGCUGAGGCGGCGGAGGAGAGUGAACCUGGCCGAGGAGCGGGCCACAUCCCUGUCCUCGGGCUCCGACCGAGAGGGACGCGGGACGAAUAAUGUCCUGGGUCCCGGUGGGAGAGAAUGUCGGCCUGUAUUUGGGCGACACAGGCCUCCGCGUCGGAGGAAGAGGGAGUCUGUGUCCUGCGAGGAAGACAUCAUUGACGGCUUCGCUAUUGCGAGCUUCAUCAGCUUGGAGGCACUGGAGAUGGACUGUUCCUUGAAGCCCAAUCAGCGCACUGAUAUGCUGGGAAGGCAGAACAAGAGGAAGAGGGGCCCAAGGAGCCCGCUCUCAGAGCCUGAGGAUGGGGCCCCGCACAGCUACUCCAGCAGCUACUUGAAGAGGAGAAGCAAGAGACGAAAGAUGGAGGGUUCUCAUUUGGAGACGGGCUACAUUUGCGACACAGAGAGUGACACUGGAGAUAAGGCCUCCGACAAUGAAAUGGAUCCAGUGUUCACAGUCAGCACCAGAAAAGCCGUGGAUCCAUCCCCUUCAAACUUGGCCACGGCGGGCAAAAGCUGCCCGCCUCUGUCGGCACGUUGCGGUGGCAUCUCGCGGCUCAUGGUGACCCCACGAGUGUCUGGCCUGGAGCGAAGUCAGGAGACAAGCCUGGAGCCGCACUUCCCGGAGCCGUUUUCUUCUUCUACCUCUCCUGGUCUCAUUUGCAUGUCUUCCCCCGUCACCGCCUCGGUCGCCGUCCCUCGGCCCAGCCCGGUCAACGGGAACGGCACUCGCCACAACGGGAGCCCGCCCCUUUCCAAGCCCAAACCGUACGGUUUGCCUCCUCGGUCUCAGUCCAUCUACAGCAGCAGCGGCGCUCCAGUCAAAACUCCAUCGUCUGCGUCGUCUGUCGCCACUUCCUCAGCCUCCAUGCGCCCUCCGACUCCUUCCACUAGCGUGUCUCUGCCCUACAGUCGGGGCUCGGGCUCUUCAGGGCCUCUCCGACCCCCGUCCCGAGCCAGCUCCGGGGCCUUGUUCACGUCUUCGCCCGGCCUGCCUCCACCGCCGCCUUUGCUUCCUCCCGCUCACUCAGCGGCUUCAGCUUCAUCCAGUUGGAGAAAACCCCAGAAACUCUGCUGUCGUCUCACAUCAGACAACUGUAAACAGCAGAAACAGUAUAGUGAGCGCGAGGGCAGACGCAGCGUUCCCGGGGCUGAGAACAACUCCGCGGCGGCGGGCCGCAACACCCCCGGCGGUCCGUCGGCGCCGAAUUCAUCGUCGAGCUCGUCGGGCAGGACGUCCCAGAACGUGCCGCCGUUGGCUUUCCAGUUCCAUCAGCACAACCACCAGCAUCAACACACGCACACCCACCAACACUUCACGCCCUUCCUGCACCCCUCGGCCACGGCGCCGCCGCUGUUUGAGAAGUUUCCAAGCAAAAUGGACGGACUGUACCGACACCCCUUCUUCCCACAGUACCCUCCACCCUCGGUUUCGAGUAUUCCGCCUGUUAUUCCUCCUGCCGGGCCCUUCGGCUCUUUGCAGGGAGCAUUUCAGCCAAAGCCUCUUGUCCCUCAGGGAACGGCUCCUGAUUUAACAGCACGACUCGGGGUUGUGUCUCACCACCUGCAGACCAAAGAUCACAGGCUAACUGAUCCAUUUGGGACGUCACUGAAAAUCAGUAAUAAACCAGGAAAAUGGUGCGCUAUGCAUGUUCAUGUGGCCUGGAUGAUUCUAAGCCAUCAGAGAAAAGUGAAGCUGAUGCAGGCCGAUCCUCACAAGUUGGACUUCCGAAGUGACCUGCUGUCCCGGUUUUCUGGAGCUGUGGGCCUGGGAGGAGCCUUGCCUCCGACUCAUGAUUUGACUAGACCUCCGAGUCUCUUCCCAGCUGCAGGCGCAGUCAAUCCCUCGUCGGCACCUUUCAUUUCCCCAUCAGCGCCGCCUUCCUCUUUCCUUCCACCGGCUGCACACUUGGAUCCUUAUGGUCGAUCCCCUCCGUUUGCUCCACUGGGAGCCCUUGGUUCUGGUGCCUUUGGAGGACUUGGCAGCCCAGCACUGGCCGGCUCUGUGUUUAGCCCUAAAGAACCCCCACCGAGCGCGGUUGGGGGCUUGCCCACCUCCAACCAUCACAUUGAGACAUGGAACCGUCUACAUGGUGGUCCGUCGAUGUUCUCUGGAGGUCCCUGGAUUAAAGAAAUGGACAGAAGGGAUGAGAGAGAUCGAGGGAAGGAUAUGGAGAGGAGAGACAUCCCACACAUUAAGGAUGAGAAGGACAGGGACAGUAUGCUAUAUGGCCGACAACCUGUGAGAAUGUCUCCAGUUGGUCCGCUUUUCAGGCCCCGCAGUAGCACCCCGGUCAACCACAUCAACGGCCACAGCAGCGCCCUGGGAGGGAGCGGUGGACCCAUUGAGGACCUGACGCGGAGCUUAAACAGAGACCGCGAGCGAGACAGAGAUGGAGACAAGAGGCCGUUGCCAACAAUGUCCUCGAGGGCUCCUCCACUUGGCUCUUCAUCUUUAGUAGCAGACAGAGAUAGGCCACGGUCUUCCUCAUCCUCUGUGCUCACCACGCCACCUCCCUCCCACCGCUCGAUCCCAUCCCCCUUGGACCUUUAUCCCCGCUCCCAAGCCCAAGCGGCACAUAACCUCCACAACGAUCAUUCCCAAAGAGACGGUAGCCUCCCUGCUUCUUCCGCAGCUUCUUCAUCCAUUUCGUCUUUGUCUCACGUCAAGAAGUCCGACCGCACCACGACGCCCGUUUCCAAACCUUCCCUCUCUCUGCCUACGGUUAAAGUCAAAGAGGAGAGGAAGGAGGAGCCAGAGCACAUCCCCAUCACCCAUCCACCUCCAGCACCCAGUCACACCUUUGACCGCCCCAACAGCCACCCACACCACCCCAGUUCUGGCACCCCUUCGUCCUGCUCUUUGUCGCUGACUCCUACUCCCGGGGUUCCACUCCCACCACCCACUCAUAAUCCCCCUCCUCACCAACCAGUGAUGGAACGCUCACGGCCGUUUGAAGCAAUCCUGGGAAGCACAGCAGGACUCCUAGUCGGUUCGGCAGGGGAGCGGUUUCCCCACGGACCGCCUCCGGGACAACCGCAGGGUCCGCAUAGCUUCACCUGGGACCCCUGGAGGGAAAUCAUGGCUCAUCAGCAGCAUCCGCAUCGGAGGGAGGCUUUGGCACUUCGGUCAGAUCCACACCUGGCCCUACGACACGAUCCACACCUGGUUCGGCUUCUCCAACAUCAAAGGCACAUGGUGGAGGCGGAGAGGGCUGCGGUUGUAGCUGCCGCGGCCGCAGCCGGACCUCCACACCCUCCCACAUCUACCUCCGCGGCUGCCUCCUCCGGCGUUCGCCCGGAGUUCGGCCUGAUACCCUUCGAUCGCCCGCCUCAGCUGGGACCCCCAGGCGGCGGGCUUCUAGACGAGGAGCAAAGAGCCCAGAUCCUGAGGGAAGACUUUGAGCGCGCUCGCUACUUUGCAAUGCACCCACACCUCCCUCACGGCUCCCAUCUCUCGAGCCCGUCGCACGCUGCUGCUGCUGCAGCCGCCGCCGCUCAUCUAGAGCAGCUCCAUCCCGGCCUUCUGCCUCACUCGCUCCCUUCAGGAGCCAGCGCUUCCCAGCACCACCCGAGCCUCUACUCCCGUCUCGGUCCCAUCAACCCACACCACAUGUCCAACGGCAUCCUGGCGAAGGACUUGGUGGGUGCUCUGUCGGUGGGGGCGCCGCCGCCGCUCAUUCCGUCCAUCGCCAGCCGGUCGGCCACGCCGCCGCGUACUUCGAGACUCAGAGGGCCGAGUGAGCUGGCGCUGUACAGCACCCACAAAGAUGGAGAGUCCAGAUAGUACUGGGACAACACUGGAGGAGGUGAAGGGAAAUGUCAGAAUCACUGUGCUGCUCUCAAACUGCCCCCCUUUUUCCUCUUGCAGACUACUAAAGCCCUGCCUUCCUAGUUACACAACCAGACCAGCUCCAGUCGUCACACAAAUUUAAAGAAAAGACAACAAAGGAAAAAAAAAAAAAGUGUAAACUUAUCUGGCUGGAGCUGAUGGUCUGGAUGAAUACGAAAGACUUGGAAUAUGCUCAGUGGCUUUAUCAGUGCAAUUUAAAGGUACAUGGUUUCUGUGCAUCCUUGAUGUAUUUUUUUUUUUAUAUGGACUGUUGGUUAUUACAGUGCUCAGAUUUUGAAAGCUGUAAGAAGAGGCAGAGGACAGCUCCCCCCCCCCCCAUUUAUCAGGUGAAUUAUAAUUCAUGCUCUUAGGCAAGCCUUCACAAGGUGGAUUGGGAAUGAUUUCCAGAGGGUUGCACACCUUAAAGACAUUCAUCCUUAACUUGGUUAACUUAUAAAAUGUUUUCAUGCUCUCUUCAACAUAAACCAGGUAUUUUAGAUGGGGCUUUAAAAAAAAAAAAAAAAGAGAGAGAGAAUAAAAAAAUUAAGAGGUAAAGUGGUGCUUUUUCCUUCCUUCUGGAUCCAUCGUGGUGAAAAGUCAGAUUCCUGGUGAGACCGUCUAAUUCUGAUCAUUAAACAUCUUACCUCAGUUUUCUGCUUUACCCUAACCCUCAUCUCUGCUCAUAAUGAGAUUCAUCCCUGUUCGGCGGGUUUUUCUUGUCAAAAUGAACUGUGCUGCGCUGUGUGAGUAAACGCAGCACUUUAGAGCUUCCUGUAACUGUUCUCCCAGUUUCCUCUCAUCUGUAAGAGCAGGUCCAGAUUAUAGUAGUCUAGAGAAAUUGCCUUUGUAAUUAUUAUACUUAACAUUAAUUAUCUUCUAUAAUAAUAAAUAUAUUCAUUGUUAUGUUAUUUGUCUUUGUUUGGUUACCAUCCAGCACUCUUUCCCUCCACCCCAGGCAGGAAAAAGGCUUGCUUCGUGGAACGCUUUUUAAAUGCUUGUGAACAUUAAGCCUUAUCCAUUGCAACCUCUGGCCUCUUCAAGGAACUGAGCUGCGACUAUUAAACUGAGAGCGAAGUUUGCCUGCGAGUCACUGGUUCUGUGCUAUCUGUUGGGACUGCGGGAGCCUUGUACAUUAAACUGUCGAGUUGGUUCAUCCACAAAAGUAAAUUAUAUACAUGGAUAAGUGGGACAUCUGCUGAAAAACUGAAAAAAAAUAAAAUAAAAUAGGGACUUGUGUCAAAAGGCAAUUAGAGAUGGUUGAUAUCCUGAGAGGGGAAAAGACUGGGUCGAUUAUUUUAAUAUGACCAUUUUAUACCUUUCAAACCCUCCCCUAGAGACCACAAAGAAUAAUUAUUAAAUGAAUUGUUGUCUA
This is a messenger RNA of Xiphophorus hellerii (green swordtail), 6707 nucleotides long. It is a transcript of the gene fbrs, whose product is annotated as fibrosin. NCBI's taxonomy places the organism in Eukaryota, Metazoa, Chordata, Actinopteri, Cyprinodontiformes, Poeciliidae. The transcript has 19 exons. The record is from RefSeq and is a predicted model, not a curated record. The coding region runs from base 1403 to 5290 and encodes 1295 amino acids.